Molecule: messenger RNA, 3330 nt
Organism: Portunus trituberculatus (swimming crab)
Lineage: Eukaryota; Metazoa; Arthropoda; Malacostraca; Decapoda; Portunidae
Product: palmitoyltransferase AKR1-like
Exons: 8
Coding region: 514-1827 (437 amino acids)
Molecular function (GO): protein binding
Source: RefSeq, a predicted model, not a curated record
CAGCUGAAUCUAAUGAAGUGAGACACUGGACCAGUAAGCAGUAGUGGACAUAGACCUCUCAACAUCAUGAAGUAAUCAAGUAAGUAAGUAGGCAAUAAUUUGAACAAGGCCGCGAAAGUUAGACCAAUUUGAGGCCGAGAAAACGCAUGACUGUCGAAUCCACUCGCCUUGUUUUUGUUGUUAGUGUACAUUUUACGGGUGGUAAAACGAACAAAUCAUACUACUUAUAAACCAAAUAAACCUAACUGCCAAUAGACGAGACACACAAGACCACAUAUCCAGCACAAUCUAGUAAUGGAGUUACUCGAUCACCGUGUAUCAGGGGAGUGAGAGGAGGAAGAGGCAGGACGAAGCGUAACCCGGAGGUGAGGAGAGAGAGCGUCCCGUCCCAGCCUGCCUGCUUGUUUACACUCCCCAGCUGAGCCACCCCCUGUCUCACACUCACUCCACCUCACUCACGCUGUCUCUUAUGUAUGUAUCAACUGAACCACGGGUGUAAGUACCAGGCUGAAAAUGGAUUCCGGGAUAGACUCCACCGAGAGCAGUAACGGCAGCGCGGAGGAAGUGGAGGGGGCCAUGGAGGCAGCCCCGCUAGUGGAGCCCCUCAGCCCUCCUCACCACAAGAACGCUGUCGCCUUGUCAUCGUCAUCCUCGUCACUGUCACCCUCCUCUUCCCCGUCAUCCUCGUCUAGCCUGCCCACAGCUCGCCCCAACACCCCCUCCUCCUCCUCUUCCUCCACUACCACCGCUCUCCUGCCCACUGUCUCCGCGCCCUCCUCCCUCAGAGUGCUCGCGGCCUCUACCGUCAACGAAAUACAGACCGAGGUGCUGGAGAAUGGCAAGAAUCAAAGCGAGCCCAUCCAGGGAGGCAGCCAGGUGGUGAUGAAGACCCCGCCAAACACACCUGCACAUACUACAUUUAAGCUGGGCAAUACUGAAAUCAAUGAGAACAGUCACCUGCAGCUGCACUUCCCACUCCCCAGCAGAGGCCCCACUGAAGACAGCAGAGAGAAUACAUUUGACCUGGACCCUCCCCCUGGCCUGACCUUUGCCAAUGUGUCACCAUCCAUGUGUCUCAGCCAUGGAUAUGAAGUGUAUUCUCAAGGCUAUGCAGUGCUUCCCUACGAACACAAUGUACUCAAGAAGAAGCUGAGAACACUGCGGCUGAGGAUGCGGCAGCAUCACUACAAGAUACUGUGUGCCAAAUCAAAACAAAGAAAGCUGAGAAUAGCUGUUGGCCUGAACAAUGUGGCAUCUGUGGAACAGCUCCUGAAGGAAGGCGUUGACCCCAGAGUGACGGACAACAAGGAGAGGUCACCUUUGCAUAUUGCUGCGUCAAAGGGUUAUGCAGAAAUUGCUCGGCUGUUGCUGCAGCAUGGAGCAGACCCCAAUCAGAAGGAUGCCAUUGGGAAUACAGCACUCCACCUGGCAGCCUGCACCUCCAACAUCCCCAUGGUGACUCUGCUGCUCAAGUCAGGCACCAAUGUGAGACAGGCGGACAACCAGGGCUACUCCCCCCUCCACCUGGCUCGCUCCAAACUCAAGCUGCUGCAGCGUGACAACUCCUCCUCCUCCUGUGAGAUCAAGAAGCAGGUCUAUCAGGUGAUUGAAAUGAUGCAGACAUUCCUGGAGUGCUCAGGGAGUUCAGAGGAGGCAGAGCUCCUGAGCUGCUUCACCAACCAGCUCUCCCUCUCAGACACUCGCCAGGAUGUACAGGCGCUCCUCGACUCACUCAACAACCUCAGCCUCACCAGCAACUCAACCACCACCAAUGCUUCCACCACAAACACCAUCACCACUUCCUCUGCUGCCUCCACCACCUCUUAGAUUCUCAUUCUCUUCACAUAGAUGAUCUGGUCUUGGGCGUGUUGCAGACUCAUUAGGUUGUGGAAUGCUGAAAUGGAAGGUAAAGAUGGAAAAACUCCUUACUCAUGUGGCACAGAGUAAGUGAGAGAGAGAGAGAGAGAGAGAGAGAGAGAGAGAAGGCAAACCAAGUGCAUCCUUAUUCUCAAUGUUGUGAGUGGCUUUUUGAUCAUUGCAUGCUUGUUUAGCAGCAAUGCCACCCCAGUAUGUCUUUAUCUUCUCAAUUCAUGGUUCCAUUUUCAUUAUUUAUUUAACUUUUCAAACAGAGCCUUAUAUUUUACCUGGAUGCAGGAUGCAAGUUCUAGUGAGUCUUUCAUUUAUCUACCUAUCAUCAAGUGUAAGUUUAGUUUUCAUUCCUUUGUCUUCAGCAGUUGGCAGAACUUAAUGGAAAUCAGUGUUCUCAAGACUUGCCUAACUAAGCAAUGAAGUAUAUAUUUCAAGUGUAACUUAAAGAAUAGUUAUUAUCAAUUAUUUCAUCCUUCACAAUUUUACCUUGAAAUGUCUGACUCAACUUUCAAAUUAAGAAUUUAGAAAUCACAAACAUCUAUUGAAACAACACACCUUCAUUUUCAAAUAAUUUUUAGCUUUAAUUCAACACAAAUCCUUAUGGCUGUGUAGUUUUACUGGCUUCUAUGCAAAGAUGGGGGCCAGUGCAAGGUUAUGGCCUUGUCUUUUAAUGUAGAGGAUGCAAGAUUUCCAAGCCCAGUCAUGCAGUGCAUAACUUGCAGGGAGAAUCCAGAGUGAGGUGACCAGAUCCCUCCCAUUGCUGUUAUUAUCUGUAGAGACCAUAACUUUAUAUAUUUUAUAUUAAUUCUACUUCCGAGAAUAUAAAUUAAUUCAAAUAAGACUGCAACAGUGUACAGAGGGAGACUUGGGCUGAAAGUCUUGCAUCAUAAAGGUAAAUAUAUACAAGUACAAAAAUUGCUCAUGUCUGAAGAUAAAUAAUUAAUCAAUUGUUAGAGGGAUCGGUGGAAGGCAGGGCAGUGUUGAAGUCUUGCCUAAAAGCUGGAGGACAUACAUAUUCCAGCUACUUGGAAGAUGAUAGCGGUAAAACUGGGAGAUUGUUAGCUACAGAUGUGCUCAUUUUUGCAACAAUUUCCUUCAUUUUGCAAAUAUUAGACUGUAUAUGAUGUAAAGUUGCUGGUUGUGUGCUGCAUAUGUGUGGCUGCUUCUCAUGGGUGAUUUUCUUUUUUUCUUUUUUAUUUCCUCUUAACAUGCAAGUUGUGCACCUCGUCCCUUGAUCCAUGUAAAUAUUUCUGGCAUGUCUCAUUGUCCAACUGGUCUCACAGUAUAGACAUUCUCUCAUGUGCUGGUGUAGACAUCAAUAGCCUCAUAUCUCACAUAUCCAUUUUAAAUACAGUAAUUCUUCAUUAUAAAGAAUGAGAUAUAAUGAACACUGCUUAGAACAGACCAGAUGUAGGAUUCACUAUAGUAUUUACUGCAAUCUAACAAUGAAAUAUCAACUCA